This is a messenger RNA of Glycine soja, 520 nucleotides long. Its product is annotated as probable WRKY transcription factor 4. NCBI's taxonomy places the organism in Eukaryota, Viridiplantae, Streptophyta, Magnoliopsida, Fabales, Fabaceae. Gene Ontology annotation, molecular function: sequence-specific DNA binding; DNA-binding transcription factor activity. The coding region runs from base 1 to 435 and encodes 144 amino acids. The transcript is spliced from 4 exons. The record is from RefSeq and is a predicted model, not a curated record. Gene Ontology annotation, biological process: regulation of DNA-templated transcription.
AUGCUGCAUCAAGCCAUCAACUACUACAUAAAGGAAGAAGCUGAAAACAUUCAGUUGUUUCAUCACUUGGGUUCAACCCUGGACCAAGAUAUUUGCUUGAAUGCUGGUGGAGUAAGCAAGGAAAACUCAUGUGCUUUGUGUGGGGAAUGUGAGGAAAGAAGCAAGGGAUUUGAGGCACAGGAAGAGGAACCCAGAUGUAAAAGAAAGAAAAAUGGGAAUCAAUCCAAUGAAGCAUCAUUAUCAGAGGAAGGUUUAGUAGAGCCACGGAUUGUGAUGCAAAGUUUUACAGAUUCUGAAAUAAAUGGAGAUGGCUUUCACUGGAGGAAAUAUGGGCAGAAGGUGGUGAAGGGAAAUCCAUAUCCCAGAAGUUACUAUAGAUGUACUAAUAUCAGAUGUAAUGUUCGCAAACAUGUGGACAUCAUGCUUGCGGGUUAAGGGGGCAAUUAACAAAAGCUAGACCACAUGAAAUACAAUCGCUGCAUGUAAACCUGGACCAAGAUAUUUGUUUGACAUGCUCCAC